This is a messenger RNA of Acanthopagrus latus (yellowfin seabream), 2156 nucleotides long. It is a transcript of the gene psmd12, whose product is annotated as proteasome 26S subunit, non-ATPase 12. The transcript has 11 exons. Lineage: Eukaryota; Metazoa; Chordata; Actinopteri; Spariformes; Sparidae. The coding region runs from base 104 to 1474 and encodes 456 amino acids. Gene Ontology annotation, cellular component: nuclear proteasome complex; proteasome regulatory particle, lid subcomplex; cytoplasm. The record is from RefSeq and is a predicted model, not a curated record.
UCUGAUUGGCCACCGACUCGUUUCGUUCAUUUGACAAGCAAAAUAGUGCUUUGGUCGCCAGAAAAGAAAAGCACCGUGAAUUACCUUAACCUACACCGCAAAGAUGUCCGAGGAGCGAUCUGAAAGAUCCGAUGGGAAGAUUGUGAAGAUGGAGGUCGACUACAGUUCGACUGUGGAUCAGCGCCUCCCGGAAUGCGAAAAAAUGGCCAAAGAGGGCAAACUGCAAGAGGCUGUCGAAAGCUUAUUGUCACUGGAGAAGCAAACCAGAACGGCAUCAGACAUGGUGUCCACCUCUAGAAUCCUUGUUGCUGUGGUCCAGAUGUGUUAUGAAGCCAAGGACUGGGAUGCACUGAAUGAAAACAUCAUGUUGCUCACCAAAAGGAGGAGUCAGCUGAAACAGGCUGUUGCCAAGAUGGUGCAAGAAUGUUACAAGUAUGUGGAUUCUGUGACUGAUUUGACUAUCAAGCUGAGACUCAUCGACACACUCCGCACUGUGACUGCUGGCAAGAUCUACGUAGAGAUCGAGCGUGCCAGGCUCACAAAGACCUUAGCCAACAUCAAGGAACAGAAUGGUGAUGUCAAAGAGGCAGCUUCCAUUCUACAGGAGCUGCAGGUGGAAACAUAUGGCUCAAUGGAGAAAAAGGAGAAGGUGGAGUUUAUCUUAGAACAGAUGAGGCUUUGCAUUGCUGUCAAGGAUUAUAUCCGUACUCAGAUCAUCAGCAAGAAGAUCAACACCAAAUUCUUCCAAGAGGAGGGCACCGAGGAAUCGAAGCUGAAGUACUACAACCUAAUGAUCCAGGUGGACCAGCAUGAGGGCUCGUACCUGUCUAUCUGCAAACACUACCGGGCCAUCUAUGACACACCCUGCAUCUUGGAAGACAGCAGCAAGUGGCAACAGGCCCUGAAGAGUGUGGUGCUGUAUGUUAUUCUUGCCCCCUACGACAAUGAGCAGUCAGACCUUGUGCACAGAAUCAGUGCGGACAAGAAACUGGAAGAAAUCCCUAAGUACAAGGACCUUCUGAAACAGUUCACCACCAUGGAGCUGAUGCGCUGGGCUUCACUGGUGGAGGAUUAUGGCAAGGAGCUGCGAGAGGGCUCGCCUGACAGCCCCGCCACAGAUGUUUUCUCUUAUUCAGAGGAGGGGGAGAAAAGGUGGAAGGACCUAAAGAACAGAGUGGUGGAGCAUAACAUCAGAAUAAUGGCCAAAUAUUACACCAGAAUCACAAUGAAGAGGAUGGCUGGACUCCUGGACCUCUCAAUUGACGAAUCCGAGGAGUUCCUUUCCAGCCUAGUUGUAAACAAGACUAUCUACGCCAAGGUCGACCGGCUGGCCGGCAUCAUCAACUUCCAGAGGCCUAAAGACCCCAACGACCUGCUCAACGACUGGUCGCACAAACUCAACUCACUCAUGUCUCUGGUCAACAAGACCACACAUCUCAUUGCCAAGGAGGAGAUGAUCCACAACCUGCAGUGAAACAACAACAUUGUGCAUUAUUUUGUCUUUUGGUUCAUAUGUAUCAGCUUUUUUUUUCCUUCUGUGGGAAUGUUUUUGAAUAUACAGUACUGGUGGACUGUGAAGGCAGUGUUAUUCCAAUGUCAUAUAAUUGGAGAAAAAUCUGCAGCACAUAAGCAUCACCCCAAAUUUUGUUUAUUUUUUACUAUCCAGUAGAACAUUGACAAUAAAAACAUGAGCACCUCUCCUCUUUCCAUCCCUCUGUCAUAAAAGACUGGAUCUCCAAAUAUGUUACCCAUUCCUCUCUUAUGGAUUAUAUACAUGAAAACAUGGCUGAAAACUGUCAAAUGUAGUGUAAACAAUAAAUCCGUCACAUUUGGUUAACAGUUGUAUGGAGGUUUUAUACAAAGUGGGUACACAUUCUAAGAUGUGUUAAGAUUCUUGUUGCAGAAGAAGAAAUGUUUUAGAACAGAGCAGCCGUUGAGUCACAUUGGUUAAGAUCUAGUUAAAAGUCCCGUUAAGUUAACUUCACGUUAAAGUAUGAGAGCCAAGACAUGGUGAAUUUUACUUAACAGUCCUAAAUUGUCACUUCUACUUGUAUGCUGUUACUGAUAUUGACCAAUGUUAGCUGUCCGGUUAUGUCAGUGCAGUGUUGUUCAUGAUAUGUAAAAUAAACUCUCAUUUCUUUGAAGAAAAAAAAAAA